AUGCAAACUGCUUCUACAAACCUUUGUGAAAGACUGUGCAAUAAGUCAAUCUGUGAAAUUUCUUUGCUACUAAAUGUUCCACGGUCAACUGUUAGUGGUAUUAUAACAAAGUGGAAAUAACUGGGAACAACAGAAACUCAGCCAUGAAGUGAUAGACCACGUAAAAUGACAGAGCGGGGUCAGCACAUGCUGAAGCGCACAGUGCGCAGAAGUCACCAACUGUCUGCAGAGUUAUUAGCUAAAGACCUCCAAACUUCGUAUGGCCUUCAGAUUAGCACAACAGUGUGUGGAGAGCUUCAUGGAAUGGGUUUCACUGGUCAGGUGGCUGCAUCCAAGCCUUAUAUCACCAAGUGCAAUUAAAAAACGUUGGAUGCAGUGGUGCAAAGCACGCCGCCACUGGGCUCUAG
Molecule: messenger RNA, 407 nt
Organism: Staurois parvus
Lineage: Eukaryota; Metazoa; Chordata; Amphibia; Anura; Ranidae
Source: the annotation of a GenBank genome assembly